CUCUGAACCCCUUCAUCAUGUCUCAGACUACCAAGUCCGCUUCCAGCCAGGGCACUGAUGCCAAGGACAAGGGAGCCCCCGCCCCUGCUGCCAGCAGCAAGGCCACCAAGACCGGAGACGUUGGCAUGAUGGGCAACUACAGAAUCAUGCUCUUCGACCAGGAAAACUUCCAGGGCAGGAUGAUGGAGGUUCAGAACGAGUGCGUGAACGUGUGCGAGAUGGGAAUGGAUAGAGUGCGCAGUAUCAUGGUGGAGUGUGGCCCCUGGGUGGGCUGGGAGCAGUCUAACUUCCGUGGCGAGAUGUUCAUCCUGGAGAAGGGAGAGUAUCCUCGCUGGGAUACCUGGAGCAACAGCUACCGUAGCGACUGCAUCAUGUCCUUUAGACCUAUCCGCAUGGACAACAUGGAGCACAAGAUCUGCAUGUACGAGUUCUCCGACUUCAAGGGCAACAAGAUGGAGAUCCAGGAGGAUGACGUGCCCACCCUCUGGGCCCACGGCUUCUGCGACAGAGUGGGCAGCGUGAGGGUGCCCGGAGGAGCCUGGGUGGGAUACCAGUACCCCGGCUACAGAGGCUACCAGUACCUGUUCGAGUGCGGUGAAUACAGACACUACAACGAGUUUUGCGCCUUCCAGCCCCAGAUCCAGUCCAUGCGCCGCAUCAGGGACAUGCAGUUCCACCAGCGUGGCUGCUUCAACUUCUCCUCCCCCAAGUAAACUGGACACCGUUGAGUUGCCCACCAAGUUGACGACCCUCGCGACCAGCCCUUA
Engraulis encrasicolus (European anchovy) is the source of this 767-nucleotide messenger RNA. It is a transcript of the gene crybb1, whose product is annotated as crystallin, beta B1. Gene Ontology annotation, molecular function: structural constituent of eye lens. Gene Ontology annotation, biological process: visual perception; lens development in camera-type eye. The coding region runs from base 18 to 713 and encodes 231 amino acids. The record is from RefSeq and is a predicted model, not a curated record. Lineage: Eukaryota; Metazoa; Chordata; Actinopteri; Clupeiformes; Engraulidae. The transcript has 5 exons.